Molecule: messenger RNA, 5093 nt
Organism: Neltuma alba
Lineage: Eukaryota; Viridiplantae; Streptophyta; Magnoliopsida; Fabales; Fabaceae
Exons: 14
Coding region: 23-4999 (1658 amino acids)
Biological process (GO): protein phosphorylation; recognition of pollen
Cellular component (GO): plasma membrane
Molecular function (GO): protein serine/threonine kinase activity; ATP binding
Source: RefSeq, a predicted model, not a curated record
GCUAGAGAAAUUCAUUGAAUCCAUGGCUAUCCUUCCUUAUUGGCUUGUUCUUCCCAAUCUGCUUUUGUUCUUCUCCAGAUUUUCUUUUGCAGCUGAUACCCUCACCCAGUCCGAGUCUCUUCCUGACGGCCAGACCUUGGUUUCUGAAAAUGAAAUCUUUGAAUUGGGCUUCUUUAGCCCUGGUAGUUCCACAGACCGCUAUGUUGGAAUCUGGUACCACAAAAUCCCAGGUAGAACUGUUGUUUGGGUUGCCAACCGAGGCAGACCCAUCAAAAACAACUUUGGCAUGUUGAGAAUAAACACACACGGACAUCUUGUGCUUCUUGGCCAAAAUGAGACAGUUGUUUGGUCAGGAAAUUGCACCACAAGGGCCUCGAGUCCAAUUGUGCAGCUUUUAGGCUCUGGAAACUUGGUUCUAAGAGACGGGAAAGAUCAAAAGCCUCACAAGUACUUGUGGCAAAGCUUUGACUAUCCUUCUGAUUCAAUUUUGCCAGGAAUGAAGCUUGGGUGGGACCUUAGAACUGGUCUCAAUCGACGUUUUACAGCAUGGAAGAAUUGGGAUGACCCUUCCUUUGGAGGCCUCACAGUUGAACUUUUAUUACACAAUUAUCCUGAAGAGGUCGUCUGUCAGGGCACAACAGAGUAUAUGAGAAGCGGUCCCUGGAAUGGUGUUCGGUUCAGUGGCAUGUCUCAUGUGACGAACAAUCCAAGUUAUGAAGGAAAGUUUGUCUGGAAUAAAGAUGAGGUGUAUUCAGUUCUUAAUGUGAAAAAUGAGUCACUGAUUACAAGAGUUGUCUUGAACCAAACAUUAUACUUAGUACUGGACAUGAUAUGGAUUGAAGAAGAUCAAAGGUGGACUAUUUUCAGUUAUAUACCAAUUGAUAACUGCGAUAGAUAUAGCCGUUGUGGCCCGAAUGGAAACUGCGUUGAGGGCGAGGCACCAAUUUGUCAGUGCUUGACGGGCUUUUUUGCAAAAUCACCCAAGAAAUGGAAUGCAAUGGACUGGUCUGAAGGAUGUGUCCGCAAUAAAUCAUGGAGUUGCAAGGACAAAAACAGGGAUUAUUUUGUCAAAUUUAGUGGGCUCAAAUUGCCAGAUACUAAAUAUUCUUGGGUCAAUGCAAGUAUGACACUUGUGGAAUGCAAAGCCAAAUGCUGGGAAAAUUGUUCUUGUAAUGCUUAUGCUAAUUUAGAUGUCAGGGGAGGAGGAAGUGGUUGUGCCAUGUGGUUCGGUGAUUUAAUUGAUAUAAGGCAGAUGUGGUUCGGUGAUGUGAUUGAUAUAAGGCAGAAUUCCUUUGAUGACCAGGAUUUAUAUAUUCGCCUUGCUUCUCCAGAAACAGCUGAACAGGAUGAAGCUAAUGGAAAUAAGACAAUGGUGAUUACUGUACCGAUAACUACUGUAUUGGCUAUUAUGAUGCUUUUCACUUUGUUCUGCAUUUACAAGCGCAGAAGAAACUCUAUAGCAAACAAUGAAGAAGGAUCUGACGGAAAUAUGGAGUUAAAAACCUUGAUAGCAAUAAACAAUGAAGAAGGUUAUGAAGGAAAUACGGAGCAACGUAUCUAUGACCUUGCAGUAAUAGCUAAUGCUACUAAUAACUUCUCAUCAGACAACAAGCUUGGCCAAGGUGGUUUUGGUCCUGUAUACAAGGGUAUACUUGUAGACGGACAAGAGAUUGCGGUCAAACGGCUUUCACAAAGUUCUUGCCAAGGGCUGUGUGAAUUUAAGAAUGAAGUCAAAUUGUGUGCCAAACUUCAGCACCGUAAUCUUGUUAAGGUUCUUGGUUGUUGCAUUCAAAGAGAGGAGAAAAUGCUCAUAUAUGAAUAUAUGCCCAACAAGAGCUUAGAUUCAUUUAUUUUUGGUUCUGAAAGUAAACAUCUUGAUUGGUCUAAGCGUUUUCAUAUUAUCCACGGAAUUGCUCGAGGACUUAUGUAUCUUCAUCAAGAUUCUAGAUUAAAAAUCAUCCAUAGAGACCUCAAAGCAAGCAAUAUAUUAUUGGAUAGUGAAUUAAAUCCAAAAAUAUCAGAUUUUGGUUUGGCAAGAAUAUUUGGUGGAGAUCAAAUUGAAGAUAACACAAGACAAAUAGUUGGUACAUAUGGUUAUAUGGCUCCUGAGUACGCCAUUCGUGGGCAAUUCUCCGUCAAAUCUGAUGUGUUCAGUUUUGGAGUAUUAUUGUUAGAAAUAGUGAGCGGCAUGAAAAACAGGGGACCCAUUUUGCCUAGUCAAAGUAUUAAUCUUAUCGGACAUGCAUGGAGGUUGUGGAAGCAGGGAAUCCCACUAAACUUUGCCGAUGAAUGUUUGGGGAAGUCUUGCGUUAAAUUAGAAGUACUGCGAUGCAUCCACAUCGGUCUUCUUUGUUUGCAAUACCAUGCUGAUGAUAGGCCAGACAUGACAUCUGUGGUUAUAAUGUUGAGUAGUGAGGGUGUCUUGCCUGAGCCCAAAGAACCUGGUUUUCUCUUAGAACACAUUCCAGUUAGAGAAGAAUCUCCUCACAAUCAUACAGCUCUUUCAAAUAAUGAAGUGUCUAUCACUUUGUUAGAAGCCAGAUUUUCUUUUGCAAUUGAUACCCUCACCCAGUUUGAGUCUCUUCCUGAUGGCCAGACCUUGGUUUCUGAAAAUGAAAUCUUCGAAAUGGGUUUCUUCAGCCCUGGUAGUUCCACAGACCGCUAUGUUGGAAUCUGGUACCACAACAUCCCAGGUAGAACUGUUGUUUGGGUUGCCAACCGAGGCAGACCCAUCAAAAACAACUUUGGCAUGUUGAGAAUAAACACAGAGGGACAUCUUGUGCUUCUUGGCCAAAACGAGACAGUUGUUUGGUCAGGAAAUUCCACCACAAAGGCUUUUAGUCCAAUUGUGCAGCUUUUAGGCUCUGGAAACUUGGUUCUAAGAGAUGGGAAAGAUCAAAAGCCUCACAACUAUUUGUGGCAAAGCUUUGACUAUCCUUCUGAUUCAAUUUUGCCAGGAAUGAAGCUUGGAUGGGACCUCAGAACUGGCCUCAAUCGACGUUUUACAGCAUGGAAGAAUUGGGAUGACCCUUCCUUUGGAGGCCUUACAAAUGAACUUGUACUACACAAUUAUCCUGAAGAAGUAGUCAGGCAGGGCACAACAGAGUAUAUAAGGAGCGGUCCCUGGAAUGGUGUCCGGUUCAGUGGCAUUUCUCAUGCGACGACCAAUCCACUUCAUGAAGGAGAGUUUGUCUGGAAUAAAGAUGAGGUGUAUUCAGUUUAUAAUGUGAAAAAUGAGUCACUGAUUACAAGAUUUGUCUUGAACCAGACAUUAUACUCACUACUGGACAUGAUAUGGAUUGAAGAAGAUCAAAGGUGGAUCACUUUCAGUUAUAUACCGAUUGAUAACUGCGAUAGAUAUAGCCGUUGUGGCCCUAAUGGAAACUGCGUUGAGGGUGAGACACCAAUUUGUCAGUGCUUGACGGGCUUUUUUCCAAAAUCACCCAAGAGAUGGAAUGCAAUGGACUGGUCUGAAGGAUGCACCCGUAAUGAAUCAUGGAGUUGCAAGGAAAAAAACAGGGAUUAUUUUGUCAAAUUUAGUGGGCUCAAAUUGCCAGAUACUAAAUAUUCUUGGGUCAAUGCAAGUAUGACACUUGUGGAAUGCAAAGCCAAAUGCUGGGAAAAUUGUUCUUGUACUGCUUAUGCUAAUUUAGAUGUCAGGGGAGGAGGAAGUGGUUGUGCUAUGUGGUUCAGUGAUUUAAUUGAUAUAAGGCAGAUUCCCUUUGAUGACCAGGAUUUAUAUAUUCGCCUUGCUUCUCCAGAAACAGCUGAACAGGAUGGAGCUAAUGGAAAUAAAACAAUGGUGAUUACUGCACCGGUGACCACUGUAUUGGCUAUUAUGAUGCUUUUCACUUUGUUCUGCUUUUACAAGCGUAGAAGAAACUCUAUGGUUGCGUUUGAAACCUUGCUAACAGCGAACAAUGAAGAAGGAUCUAACGGAAACAUGGAGCUAAAAACCUUGAUAGCAAUAAACAAUGAAGAAGGUUAUGAAGGAAAUACGGAGCAACGUAUCUAUGACCUUGCGGUAAUAGCUAAUGCUACUAAUAACUUCUCAUCAGACAACAAGCUUGGCCAAGGUGGUUUUGGUCCUGUAUACAAGGGUAUACUUGUGGACGGACGAGAAAUUGCGGUGAAACGGCUUUCACAAAGUUCUUGCCAAGGGCUGCAAGAAUUUAAGAAUGAAGUCAAAUUGUGUGCCAAACUUCAGCACCGUAAUCUUGUUAAGGUUCUUGGUUGUUGCAUUCAAGGAGAGGAGAAAAUGCUCAUAUAUGAAUACAUGCCCAACAAGAGCUUAGAUUCAUUUAUUUUUGGUUCUAAAAGAAAACUUCUUGAUUGGUCCAAGCGCUUUCACAUUAUCCACGGAAUUGCUCGGGGGCUUAUGUAUCUUCAUCAGGAUUCUAGAUUAAAAAUCAUCCAUAGAGACCUCAAAGCUAGCAAUGUAUUACUGGAUAGUGAAUUAAAUCCAAAAAUAUCAGAUUUUGGUUUGGCAAGAAUAUUUGGAGGAGAUCAAAUUGAAGAUAACACAAGACAAAUAGUUGGUACAUAUGGUUACAUGGCUCCUGAAUACGCAAUUCGUGGGCUAUUCUCCGUCAAAUCUGAUGUGUUCAGCUUUGGAGUAUUAUUAUUAGAAAUAGUGAGUGGCAUGAAAAACAGGGAGCCUUUUUUGCCAAGCCAAAGCGUUAAUCUUAUUGGACAUGCAUGGAGGUUGUGGAAUGAGGGAAUCCCACUUGAAUUCUCCGAUAAGCAUUUGGGGGAAUCUUGCGUUGAAUCAGAAGUAUUACGAUGCAUCCAUGUCGGUCUUCUUUGUGUGCAAUACCAUGCUAAUGAUAGGCCAAACAUGACAUCUGUUGUCAUAAUGUUGAGUAGUGAAGGUGUUUUGCCUGAACCUAAAGAACCUGGUUUACUUUUAGAAAAUAUCCCAAUUAAGAGAGAAUCUCCUAAUAGUCAUACAAAUCCUUCAAGUAAUAAAGUAUCUAUCACCUUGUUAGAAGCCAGGUAAGGUCAAUUUUACUUUGAUUUUGGACCGCUAAUGAGAGUACUCUUAAGGAAAAGACUGUAUUUGCAAUAGUGAAAGAUAUUGUUGAUUCUAAAUA